AUGAAAGUCCCAUACACCGUCAGCCUUCUUCUAGGAGCUGUCUCAGUCGGCGCCCACAAACCCGCCGAGUACUCCUACGAAUCGACUCAGGAGAACCGUCCUGACAUCAGCGGUCUGGUCUCCGGGGCAAUCCAAUGGCAGUCACCCCCCGUGAAUUCAACUUUGCUCGAUGUGAAAAGAUUUCAUGUGUCUUGCGCCGGCAACAAACGGGGUCACAAUUGUGAAUAUGCCACUGACGGCAAGAGCAACACAUACUGGGAGAGUGACAACCUUGGAAACGGGCCACCUUGGAUCUCAAUUGAUCUCGAAUCGGUGCAUAAUGUCAGUGGCCUGACGAUGCUGCCGCGCUUGGAUGAGAGUGCCACGGAGGGUCAGAUCUCCAAACAUUAUGUUUGGUUGAGCAAAGAUGGGCGAGACUGGGGCGAGCCGGUGGCUUACGGAGCUUGGGGUACAAACAAGGGCAUGAAACUCGCUGCCUUCAAUCCCACGCCCGCGCGCUACGUGCAGCUUGUCGGUGAUACCCAGGAGCUCUACCCUGGACGGUAUGCACCUGCUGCUAUUGUCAACAUUGGUAUCUACGCUGCCGACUAUGCUCUCCCGAUUGAGCCUGGCAAGGGUGCUUGGGGUCCGACGCUCGAUUUGCCCGUUAUUCCAGUUAGCGCUGCCCAGGAGAAGAACGGUCAGAUCAUUGUCUGGUCUGCUUGGGCAGAUGACCAGUUCUUUGCUUCACCCGGUGGCAAAACACUCACUACGACAUGGAACCCCAAAACGAAGACAAUCGAGCAUACUGUGGUCGCUAACACUCACCAUGACAUGUUCUGCCCGGGCAUGUCCAUGGACUUUGACGGAAACAUCGUCGUGAGCGGUGGUGGCGACGCAGGUCGAACGAGUAUUUUCAACGGAUUGCAGUGGGAGUAUGGUCCCGACAUGCGUAUGCCUCGUGGAUACCAUGCAACGACUACUCUGUCUGACGGCAGGAUCUUCGCCAUCGGUGGCUCUUGGAGCGGUGGCAACAAGGUCGAGAAGAACGGCGAAGUGUACAAUCCUAUCAAAAAAAGUGGUCGGUGGCGUGCCGAUAACCACGCCUGGCUGUUUGGGUGGAAAAACGAAAGCAUUUUUCAGGCCGGUCCCAGCGCUAGAAUGCACUGGUAUACCGUCGAAGGAAAGGGUACCACCACAGAGGCCGGACGGCGCGGAGAUGACCUGGACUCCAUGUCGGGUAACGCUGUCAUGUUUGACGCCGUUCGGGGCAAGAUUCUUACCUUUGGAGGCCAGACAUCCUACGACGGCUCUGACGGGUCUAAGAACGCCCAUGUUAUUACCUUGCACACCCCGCUUCAGGACCCUGAUGUGCAGAUUGCCGGCCGGGGUUCCGGCGGCGGCAUGAACUACCCCCGAGUCUACCAUACGUCCGUGGUUCUUCCCGAUGGCAAAGUCUUCAUUGCAGGUGGCCAGGCCUGGGGAAAGCCAUUCAACGAGAAUACCGCUCAGUUUGUGCCGGAACUUUACGACCCGCAGACGGAUACUUUCGAACCCCUGAAUGGCCACAAUUUUGUCCGAGUCUACCACAGUAUCUCAGUGCUGCUGCCAGAUGCCACCGUUCUAAACGGCGGGGGUGGUCUCUGUGGCAACUGCUCUGCGAAUCAUUACGACGCACAGAUCUUCACUCCCCCUUACCUGCUCACUCCCAGUGGAGAAAGGCGAGAGCGUCCUGAGAUCUUGUCCGCUGAUUCCAGAGUCAGCGUGGGUGAGGUUUUGACUUUCAAGACCGACACCCUCAUUGGAUCGGCUUCUCUCGUUCGACAAGGAACCACUACUCACACUGUCAACACUGACCAGCGUCGUGUGCCACUUGCUGUCCAUGCCCAUGAAGGCAACAUCUACAGUGCGCAGCUCCCUGACGACUCUGGCAUCUUGCUCCCCGGGUGGUACAUGCUGUUUGCCAUUGCCGACGAUGGCACGCCUAGUGAAGCUUCCAUGGUCAAGAUCGAGCUACCUGAAUAUGCAACCUAUGCGCUUGAAGAAAUGCAGGAGGAUGAUGUUGAUGCCGAGUUGGAAAGCCAUGUCUACAGCGAGGACUGCGAGCACGAAGAGGUGCCAACACCUUUUGCUUCUAUACUUUCCUCGCCUGGCCGAGUUUGGAAGUCGUGGAGGUCCUUCCUCCUUCUGCAGGGUUAG
This is a messenger RNA of Penicillium bovifimosum, 2178 nucleotides long. Its product is annotated as putative galactose oxidase. NCBI's taxonomy places the organism in Eukaryota, Fungi, Ascomycota, Eurotiomycetes, Eurotiales, Aspergillaceae. Bases 1 to 2178 code for a protein of 725 amino acids. The transcript is spliced from 2 exons. The record is from RefSeq and is a predicted model, not a curated record. Gene Ontology annotation, molecular function: protein binding.